AUGGGCGACAUGCAAGAGAGGUGCGGCUGCAGGAAGCCGGACAUAACCAUCUUCGAGAUGUGCCGAAGCUGUGGCAAUCCAGUCAAUUUCGAAGACCUCCGACAACAAGCUAUCAAUACCUACGAUAGAGAUGGUCGACCGAUCGAGGAUCCUAAUCUGCCCCGACGUCACCUUCUAAUAGGAAAUCCGAGAAACAAUUUGAGAGUCCUACAUCUGGACGAUGACGCGUCCCCGAUUCUAAGUGGCACAUUCGAACGAGCUUCGAUUACCCAUUUACCCUAUUAUGAAGCAGUUUCCUACUGUUGGGGUGGAGAUGAUGGUGACUAUACUAAGUCCGAAUUCAUCAUCAUCGACGGCAGGCUCUUUCCAAUCACGAAGAACUGUGCAGCAGUGCUCCACCAAAUUCGCAGGCCGCGAGAAAUCAGAGUUAUCUGGAUCGAUUCACUUUGCAUCAACCAGAAUGAUAUCAAUGAGAGGUCGGUUCAAGUCAGCCAGAUGGGUAAAAUCUUCUCAGGGGCGCAGAAGGUCCACAUAUACCUCGGCAAUAAUGUUGACGACAAGACUUUAUCAGAUGUUUUUGCUGUGCUGGGUUCAAUGGGAAGCCUGUACGAGUUUGACACAAGUCUUCGUACGGCUACUAGGGUACAAGCGCUCAAAACCUUGUUCUCCCAGACUUACUUUUCUCGCAUGUGGAUUAUACAAGAAGUUCUUCUCGCAAAGGCCGCUGAGCUGCACUGGGGAACAGCCAGAAUUCCGUGGCAGACGCUGAGCGAAGACCACCUUAGGGUGAUGAAGAAGUACGGCAUCGCACGCUUUGUCCCUGAGUGGAUGCGAAUUCAGGCCACCACGAAGAAUUUCCGGAAGUCCGAGACCUUGGCCGAAUUGUUGUUCAGCGCCAUGGGCAGCACCGCGAGCAACAAUAGGGAUAAGGUGUAUGGGAUCUACGGACUACUACUCGAUGCAGAGGAAGAAGGCCUCAUAGUCGAUUACAGUCUAUCAGUGGUACAAGUUUUCACAAAUAUGGCCACUCAUUUAAUCAAAAAACAUAACGCCUUGCGGGCGGUCCUACGACAUGCCAACCACGACGCCCCCCUCAUUGACGGCGAGCAGCUUCCCUCUUGGGUCCCCGAUUUUCGAUCAAGAUCUGUGCUCCUAGGAGCUUUCAUGCCUGAUAAGGGAUUUGGCGACUUGCAGAUCCAAUCUAGCAUCACAUCAGAGAAAUUGGUAUCCUGUGGUGGGACGGACGAACUAUGCCUUCGGGGGCAUAAAUUGAUAAUCUUCCCAGACGCGGCUACAGGAUUCACUCGACAUUUCCAAGUCGUCAGGGGCGAGGCCGCGAGACUGGACCUCAGAUGGGAAAUUCGAGCCAAGUUCCCAAUAGCCUUCGACCCCGUGGACCACGUUGCUUUCUGGAUGCCCGGAGGAUUGGCCCUUCAGUUGAAGAGACAUCCGACCAGAGAAGGCACAUAUACAUUCCUUGGAAAUGAUGUGGUGAAAUCUGCUGGCCCUGUCCCCACCAUGGUCCAAGACAAUUGCCUUAUACCCUUUGCAGAUGCCGUUCACGGAUGGAAACUGCAGGAUCUCAGGUUCCUCUGGAAAUUCUGCACACAUUUCGAAGAGAUUCUGCAGCACGAGUCUGCUCAGACGGGGCUCAGACUAACAUCUAUCAACUUCCCAAAUAUAAGUAUCGGAUGGGAAAACGCCGAAAGUUUCAUUAAAGCAUCCCGUGCUCCCAUCCCAUACAGUCUGAUGGUUCUUUUGAGCUGGAACAGGCCAUCGAUGUCCCAUGUUGAACAGAUGCUCAGCUUUACCAAAUUCUGGGAGAGCCAAGACACGUGGGAGACCCUGCACAGGCUCGACAAAGCCUUGCACUACCCCGAGGGCUACGAUAUCGGGACUACCACUGAGCUUUGUGAGGCUUGGCUACAGUGCUACAAGACAGCCAAGGACCUGAUCAACAGAUUUUUGGUGGCAACUAAUGAAGAUGCAACUGUGAGACCGGAGAUUUUGGAACAUAUAGAGGCCUGGGAGAGCACUACCGAAAAACUAUCAGAAGCAUUGAAUUGGACCGAAGGGUUUUGGCCGUUUGAAACACGCCCUAGGGUCCGGGUAUGGUAUCGCGACAAACCCUCAAGGGCCCAAGUAUGGAACUGGUGCGAAGACAGUGAAGAUAAAGAUGGCGAAGGAGAAGCAGGAUGCAGCAAACCGGAAGUCAGCUCCCGUUUUGAGGAACCGACAGUUGAUUGGGUGGUCAAGAACAGCGUUGGAGAAUCUGGCAAAUUCUUGAGCUUUGGGAUAAGAAAUGGACUGAAACGAUCCAGUCGAUCCCUCAUCUUCUCACGAUGA
Fusarium falciforme is the source of this 2346-nucleotide messenger RNA. RefSeq names its product HET domain-containing protein. The transcript is spliced from 2 exons. The coding region runs from base 1 to 2346 and encodes 781 amino acids. Lineage: Eukaryota; Fungi; Ascomycota; Sordariomycetes; Hypocreales; Nectriaceae. The record is from RefSeq and is a predicted model, not a curated record.